This is a messenger RNA of Ogataea philodendri, 597 nucleotides long. RefSeq lists its product as uncharacterized. The record is from RefSeq and is a predicted model, not a curated record. The transcript has 3 exons. Bases 1 to 597 code for a protein of 198 amino acids. Lineage: Eukaryota; Fungi; Ascomycota; Pichiomycetes; Pichiales; Pichiaceae.
AUGAUGCUGAGCGAAUUCAGACAGUUGUUGAACAGCUCUUUCUCCAUAUCCUUGGCAAUGGAGCUACUCACCUCACUUUCCUCGUCGCUGGUCAUCUUACCAGUGAUCUGGCUCGACAGCUCCGUCGCAAUCUCCUUGAUCGACACCUUCAGCUUGGACGCCUCCAACGAAAGAUGGUUGCCGGCCCCGUCUCCGGUGGACGAGAUAGUCUGUGUCAGAUCCAAACGCGACGAUUCCAGUGUCGUGCUUCUCACAAGAGCCUGGUCAAUGUGGCUAGUCAAUUGGGCAUUCUUGUUCAAGCUUGAGUUGAUAGCAGACCACAGUCUUUCCACUUCGAGCAACAGCGAUCCACGGGUAUCUUUCUCGGCAGGUUCUGGAGAUGUCAAUAUUGUUGUCUGGGACGAAGCCCCAAACCCUAACUCUUCCAAAAUCUUCAUGUUGGAAGUUGGCUUCCUAGAACCGGCAGACGACUUCGGUCUCUUUGAUCUGUGUGUGAUCAGAUCUUUUGGCUCGUUUGCAAACGAAAACUUAACAUGUUUCACUGACUGCUGCUCGGAAUUGAACUUCUCUGUCAGCACAGUAACCAAGUUGACAUAG